CGGGGGCGGCCCCCCCAGCGGCGGCGGCCCUUGGACCCGGGUCCGCGCCGAGCUGAGCCAUGGCGGCACCGGGGCAGAACGUGGCCGUGGUGGUUCACCGAGCCGGGGACCUGCGGCUGGAAAACCGUCCAAUCCCAGAACCAGGUCCCAAUGAGGUCCUGCUGCGCAUGCAUUCCGUUGGCAUCUGUGGCUCCGACGUUCACUACUGGCAGCAUGGUCGAAUUGGGGAUUUUGUUGUCAAGGAUCCCAUGGUGUUGGGCCAUGAAGCUUCCGGGACUGUCGUAAAAGUGGGCCCAGGGGUGACUCAUCUGAAACCAGGUGACCGUGUGGCCAUCGAGCCGGGUGUCCCAAGGGAAGUGGAUGAGUUCUGCAAAACCGGGCGCUACAACCUGUCCCCGACCAUCUUCUUCUGUGCCACACCGCCCGACGACGGGAACCUGUGCCACUACUACAAGCACAGUGCCAGCUACUGCUACAAGCUUCCAGAUAACGUCACCUUUGAGGAAGGAGCCCUUAUCGAGCCCCUCUCGGUGGGAAUCCAUGCCUGCAAAAGAGCGGGAGUCACCCUGGGAAGCAAAGUCUUCGUGUCUGGCUCUGGACCAAUUGGGCUCGUGAAUGUGAUUGUUGCUAAGAUGAUGGGUGCAGCAGCCGUGGUAGUUACAGACUUAUCUGCCACUCGCCUGCAAAAAGCCAAGGAGGUGGGGGCAGAUUUCACCAUUCAGGUGAAGAAUGAGACCCCGAAGGAGGUGGCCUCCAAAGUGGAAAGUGUGCUUGGCUGCAUGCCUGAGAUAACUGUGGAGUGCACAGGAGUGCAAACCUGUAUCCAGACUGGAAUUUAUGCCACUCGUUCUGGUGGGACCUUGGUGCUGGUGGGGCUGGGGCCUGAGAUGGUGACGGUGCCCAUUGUGAAUGCUGCCGUGCGGGAAGUGGAUAUCCGCGGGAUAUUCCGCUACUGCAACACGUGGCCUGUGGCCAUCGCUCUGCUCGCAUCCAAGCGGAUCAACAUCAAGCCCUUGGUUACGCACCGUUUUCCCCUGGAGAGGGCUCUAGAGGCCUUCGAGACCACCAAGAGGGGUGAGGGGGUCAAAGUCAUGCUGAAGUGUGACCCCACUGAUCAGGGCCCCUGAGCUGUCCCAGUGCCCAGCUCUCAUCCCUGCUGCUUGUAACUAGGAAAUCACAUGUAAUGAGGGUGAGUGGCCCUGGGAUACAGCAUUAGAGCAUUAACAGGUAACUACAAAUGGACAUCCAAUAGUUUGAAUCAAAAUGCUGAAUUAGAGAUGAUGGUUUGCACAGUUGGUGGCUGUUCUCUGCAGACCACACAUGCAGGAGAGCCUGGCCAGGUUCCUCUGUGCCCCGGAGGGUGUCAGCAGCAUGUGGCACAACCAGGAUGGAGGUGCUGGCACUCCCCCUUCCCACCCCGCACUGCCCUUGCUGCAGCAUUCCCUGCGUGGAUGCAAGAUAGCCCUAUGUGAAUAUCCCCCCUUCCCGUGGCACCUUCCCUUGUGCAUGCUCAGGGACUGUUCAGCCUGUGGAACAAAACCUGGCCAUCCCCACUCCACGGGAAGCACUGGCACAUUCAGGUCAUUCCCUCCAUGCUCUUCACAAAGCUCAGAACCUGGGGUUUAUGUGGAAGCUGGAGGCCAGCUGGGGCCACAUUUGCUGUGUCAUUCCCCAGCAGCUCGUGCGACCACUGCAGGCAGGAAAACUGGAACUGCUGAGAGCCCUGUCCUUAUGUGGCUCCCAUGAACGAGCUGUUGGGGAGCACAGCUGCUUUUGGUGUGGAGGGGAGCACAGGUGAGACAUGAGGGGACAGCAUCACUCAAAGGUUUUGCCACUGUAAACAAAUCAUUAUUAUUUGGGAAUAUCAAGCCUUCCUGCUGUUUGUGAGCCACAAAAAUGGUACUAACAAGGUAAAAAAAUCUAAUCUUUAAUUACUGUUUAAUUAAUGUUAAUUUUAGUACUGAAAGAUCAGUUCCUUCCUUGGGCUGAUACUGAACUUUCCUCAAUAAAUUCUGGCUACCUGA
Messenger RNA from Corvus hawaiiensis (hawaiian crow), 2024 nucleotides. It is a transcript of the gene SORD, whose product is annotated as sorbitol dehydrogenase. The record is from RefSeq and is a predicted model, not a curated record. NCBI's taxonomy places the organism in Eukaryota, Metazoa, Chordata, Aves, Passeriformes, Corvidae. The transcript is spliced from 9 exons. Bases 60 to 1127 code for a protein of 355 amino acids. Gene Ontology annotation, molecular function: zinc ion binding; L-iditol 2-dehydrogenase (NAD+) activity. Gene Ontology annotation, biological process: D-sorbitol catabolic process.